AUGUGUGAUCUGAAAAUUUGUGCAGCACGUCCUUUUUUUUUUUACUGUGUCAUCUCUUCUCUCCUCCCACUACACAGACAAAAAAAAAACCCUUUCACCAUAAAUACUGCAAACAAAUGCACGACACAUUUGGAGGCAGACAUGGCAGAAAUCAAAAGCUGGGUGUUUUGGAGGGCAGUGGGUGCAGAGUUUGUUGGUAUGCUUCUCUUCAUUUUCAUUGGUUUAUCCAGCAUUAUUGGGAGAUCUGAGAAAGAUCAGGUCCCUCAGGAGCUGAAGGUGUCUCUAGCCUUUGCUCUGGCCAUCGCAACAUUAGCUCAGAGUCUGGGGCAUGUCAGUGGAGCACACUUGAACCCUGCGGUGUCCCUGGGUCUGCUGGUCUGCUGCCAGAUCAGCGCCCUCAAAUGUGUUUUUUACAUCCUGGCCCAGAUGCUCGGGGCGGUUGCAGCCAGUGCAAUAGUGAAUGGAUUGAGGAAGAGUGAAUCUCUCGGUGUCAACCAGGUAAAAGGUCAUUCUUGGGAUCUUUGACAUUUUAAAAAGUUAAGAAAAUAACCCCAUGCAUUUCCAUUUUUUCAUAGAGCUGUGGUUCUGUUUUCUCUCUUGCAGCUGUCACCUGGUGUGACCUUAGAAAAGGGCUUCAUCAUCGAGUUCCUCACCACCUUACAGCUGGUCUUGUGUGUGAUAGCGGUGACGGAUAAGCGACGCAGGGAUGUAACAGGCUCCGCGCCACUGGCCAUCGGUCUGUCAGUGGGACUCGGCCACUUUGCUGCUGUAAGUGAAUAACACUCCUACAACUCAGUGACUAAAAUGAAACUCGAGUGGAUAAGUGCUGAGUGACAGAGAAGGUUCUGUUGAUGGAGGCCAUUCAGAGCAAUAUGAUCGACUGGAAACUGCAAUUUUCAGUGAAUUUCAUGGCUGGAUUUUUAAGACUAAGACAUGUUGAUGCCUUAAUUUUUCAAGCGAUAUCAAGAGAUGUGCUUCUCUGUGUUUGUCAGGGUCUGUUAAAGACCACUCUUCCUCUUUGUCAGUACACCCUUCCUCUUUGGCAAGAUUGAAGUCUUUUCCAUCAUGCCUCGUCACAUCAUUUUGUAGAUAAUGUGACUAAUUCGCCAGCCGGUUCAGGAAGCAGUUUUAGCAAGUCACAAUUGCAACAACAGCUGCACAAGAGAUGAAGUUAAACAUUCUGUAUAUUACUGGCAACUUUGAACAUCAGUGGGUGUAUUUUUCUGUCAGUUACACUUACAAAAAGUAAACUGCCUUCAAUGCAAAUGUUGAUGAAUCUUACAAAAUGCAGCCCUGGAAACAGUUUCUAAAAACACAAGGAUGGAUGUUAAAGUAAAGAGACUCAGAAUUAGACUCGAUAUUUGUCAUUUUCUGUUUUACCAUUUAAUUUAGUAGUCACUUCAGUCCAAAAUGACAUAUCUGAGAGUAAAAACAAUACAAGCAUAGAACAUUCAUAAAACUGUAGAUGUAAAACACUAAACCACUCCAUUUAAUCAGUCUAUAAUGCCAACCCUCAUGGAUCUACAAAACAUCAGAAAUUCAGCUCUAGUGUUCCAGAAAUUGACCACGUGUCAUCUCAAAGUUGCUUUUUUCUUUUACGACUUUAUCUCUAGAAAUGUAUUCUGCCUUUUCACCCAACCUUCAAAGACUAAAUCUGCUACAAAGAAGUUCCUUCUCCUCUGCACAACUCAAAUCCUUAUAUGUAUCUACUCUUGCAAUCACAGAUCUCUUUCACUGGAUGUGGCAUUAACCCCGCUCGCUCUUUUGGACCUGCGCUGAUACGUAACGAUAUGAAGAACCACUGGGUAACAUCACAAGACAGUUCAUCUCUCUAACCUCUAACUUUAUAUCUCAUGACGUCAAAGACAAUCAUACCUGAUCUCUACUUUCCUUCCAGCUGUACUGGCUUGCGCCCAUGUGCGGCGGCAUAGCUGCGGCUCUUCUCUACGAUUUCCUCCUGUAUCCACGAAUAAACAACCUAAGAAGACGCAAAAACAUGCUGCUUUAUGGUUCAGAAGAUGGAAUUGAUGCGGCUGAGGUCACUGUAGGAGGAGAAGGAGGCAGCCCGGAGCCGAGUCAGUGGCCGAAACAAUAA
Messenger RNA from Xyrichtys novacula (pearly razorfish), 2095 nucleotides. The record is from the annotation of a GenBank genome assembly. Lineage: Eukaryota; Metazoa; Chordata; Actinopteri; Labriformes; Labridae.